This is a messenger RNA of Gekko japonicus, 2757 nucleotides long. It is a transcript of the gene NARS1, whose product is annotated as asparaginyl-tRNA synthetase. Lineage: Eukaryota; Metazoa; Chordata; Lepidosauria; Squamata; Gekkonidae. Gene Ontology annotation, molecular function: asparagine-tRNA ligase activity; ATP binding. The transcript has 11 exons. The coding region runs from base 130 to 1431 and encodes 433 amino acids. The record is from RefSeq and is a predicted model, not a curated record. Gene Ontology annotation, biological process: asparaginyl-tRNA aminoacylation. Gene Ontology annotation, cellular component: cytoplasm.
GCGAGCUGCGUGCGCCUGAUGCAAUCCGGCUGCCAUCGGGCGUAAUUUCUGGGGAGCCGGUGGAAAGCCAAAGAGGCAGCCCGAAGAGCAGCGCCCCUCUGUCGCGGCCGGGCUUUUAGGAGAGCAGCCAUGUCUGCAGUGAUCAUUGAGAACGCGGAGAGGCUGGCCUUGGGAGAGAUGUACGUCUCAGACCGAGAGGGAUGCGACUCCACAGGCGAUGGAACAGAGGAGAAGCCUUUCAAAACAGCUUUGAAGGCAGAAGAUGCGCUGCGACGUGAAAAAAACCUGGAGGAAGCAAAGAAAAUUGUCAUUGAGAACGAUCCCAGUCUCCCAGAACCAACAUGUUGCCAGUGUUACAAUGGGGUUCUUCUCUCCACCGAGAGCACUGUCGCUGUCUACGGAACACUCAACCUGGUCCCUGAAGGCAAGCAGGCUCCCGGAGGCCACGAGUUGACCUGCGACUACUGGGAGCUCGUCGGCUUGGCUCCAGCCGGUGGGGUUGAUAACUUGGUCAACGAAGAGUCGGACGUGGACGUGCAGCUGAACAACCGGCACAUGAUGAUUCGAGGGGACACCCUGACCAAAAUCUUGAAGGUGCGCUCCACGGUUGUCCAGUGCUUCCGGGACCACUUCUUCGACCGGGGCUAUUACGAAAUCACCCCACCGACGCUGGUCCAAACGCAGGUUGAGGGAGGCUCAACUCUCUUCAAACUGGACUAUUUCGGGGAAGAGGCGUACUUGACGCAGUCGUCCCAGCUGUACCUGGAGACCUGCAUCCCGGCCUUGGGAGACGUGUUUUGCAUCGCUCAGUCGUACCGUGCGGAGCAGUCUCGGACACGCAGGCAUCUGGCUGAGAUGGCGAGAUGGCAGUACAUAAACCUCAAGGAUGUGACUGUAGAUGAGCCCAGGAAGGGCCAUCAGGAAUUUCAGCCCCCCAAGCGACCCUUCAAGCGAAUGAACUACGCAGACGCCAUUGUGUGGCUGAAAGAACACGACGUGAAGAAGGAAGAUGGCACCUACUACGAAUUUGGAGAAGACAUCCCGGAGGCUCCCGAGAGGCGCAUGACAGAUACCAUCAACGAGCCGAUCCUGUUGUGUCGAUUCCCCACUGAGAUUAAGUCCUUCUACAUGCAGCGCUGCCCCGAGGAUUCCCGCCUGACCGAAUCGGUUGACGUCUUGAUGCCCAACGUUGGCGAGAUCGUCGGAGGCUCGAUGCGUAUUUGGGACAGCGAAGAGCUGCUGGCUGGGUACAAGAGGGAAGGCAUUGACCCUACGCCGUACUACUGGUACACAGACCAGCGUAAGUUUGGCACCUGCCCUCACGGAGGCUACGGUUUGGGCUUGGAAAGGUUUCUGACCUGGAUUCUGAACAGGCACCACAUCCGGGACGUGUGCGUCUACCCACGCUUCGUCCAGCGUUGCAAGCCCUAGUCAAGAUCUUCUGGACAAACUCUAACCUAGCAAAACCCCGUCCCGGAAGAAUUAAAGAAUGCAUUUCAUCCUCCUACGAUCUGUGUUCAGGCAAGAACCAUGAAUCAUCUCCUUUUCUCAGAAGAAAAUGUCUCUGCAGCUGGUGUUAAAUUGAAGUCCGGGGACUUUCAGGACCGCUUACCUCCUGGCCAGUCCCCCUUGAGAUCUGUGCUUAUUCAUUGCCCUAGAUUGAUUUCUAGUCUAAACUCUUCUUCCUGUUAUAUGUACAAGAAUCAGGGUAUUUUGUUACCUUCAAACGAAAGGGGCUGGAUUUGGGAACCUGAUUUUUGGUUUGGUGGAAUAUCGAUAAAUAGUGGAAUAUUUGCAUUUUUCCACAAACGUCAGAUUGUACUGUAAUGCAAAAUCAUACGAAUUAGAGUGUUUAGAAGGCAUUGCAUCGACUAGUAAAGAGUAGCUCGACUGGCAAGGAAUGAGCUUGGGUUCAAUCUUAACCUCCUCUCUCAAAAUACAUUUUUUUAGUGUAUACUCUUAAAGGAAGAGGGGAGGAUUCACUGUACAUGUAACUCUACCCCAAAGAAACUCUCCCAAUAUGCAUUAGGAACACGUAGCUCUGAAACUACCUAGCCGUAGUUACAGUAGUCUGUUGUGGCUAUAUGUACAGCUGUCUUUAGGGUGUGAGGCAGGGGUCCACAACCUUUUUGAGGCCAUGGGCACCUUUGGCAUUUCCAGAGGUGGUGAGCACCACUUCAAAAUGGCUUCCGUGGGAGGCGGAGCCAACCCCCACAUAUCUCCCGUGGGGGUCAGAGCUAAACGCAGUGCCUCCCUCCUCGCACAUCCCGGGAAGAUGGAAAUCCUGAAAUGGGAAAUGGACCGACUUGGGAAAGCCCACUUGCUUACCAGUCCUCCUGACCUCCACUGGGAAACUCUCUCAUUUGGAUGAAGGAAGCCAAUAAUAAGCCCAGCUUUACAAUGGCCCAACCCAGUUUCUGGAAAGCUCAGCGGGUGCCAAGGAAAGUACUGGGGGGGGGCCAUGGUGCCUACGGGUGCCAUGUUGGGGAACCCUGCUUUAAGAUAUACCCCAGCUGUGAAGGCGCAAGGUAUAUUUGGGACGUCUAGGAAACGAGACUGAGUAUUAAGCAACGGAAGAGGGACUGCAGUAUACUGGAAGGAAGUGGAUGUAUUCCUCAGAGCGCUUGCUGCUGCAUUUUGCAGCAUCGCUUUGCUGUACACUCGCUUUGAAAUGAGCCACCAAACUAAUCAGCGUGGCUUUCCCGCCAGGGAUCAUGGGAGCUGCACUUUCAGGGAGGCACUUUCUUGAUCUAUAAU